Messenger RNA from Cyprinodon variegatus (sheepshead minnow), 4468 nucleotides. It is a transcript of the gene bmp2k, whose product is annotated as BMP2 inducible kinase. Gene Ontology annotation, molecular function: protein kinase activity; ATP binding. The transcript has 16 exons. The record is from RefSeq and is a predicted model, not a curated record. Gene Ontology annotation, biological process: protein phosphorylation. Lineage: Eukaryota; Metazoa; Chordata; Actinopteri; Cyprinodontiformes; Cyprinodontidae. Bases 636 to 3989 code for a protein of 1117 amino acids.
GUUUGGUUGUCACACUCAUUGGGUAAAUAACAAACCACCCACUUAUUUUGAAGCCUGCCAUUGGGGCAAAUCACGGGAAGUUUAAUGUUGGCGAAACUAAAAGAAACGAGCAGAAAACAAGAAUAGGUGGGAAGAGGGGAUUUUAUCUAAUGAAACGGUCAUUUCCCGAUAACUACUAUCUCUGACUCCUCCAGUUUUUUUUUUUUUUUUCUCGGGGUGGCUCAUCUUUUGCAGCGCUUCGGCUAACCAGCUAACUGUCUCGGCUGAACGUGUGGAGCAAAAUACGCCGCGGUCGGAUUGUAUAGGACUGGGUAAAUUUCCUGGAGGAGGUGUUCUCCACCCACAGACAGCUGCUUUGUUCUUCGUGUCUUCCUUUUUUUGUCUAUGUGCUGGCGGAACGUCCCCACUGCCUGUAUGCUAGCCAGCUAACGAACCCAGGUUUGCUGUCAGGAGUCGUUGGACGCCCCCCCUCCACCGCCAUCAUGAUAUGACGGCUUUAUAUUAACUGCGGGGUCCCGCACGCGGAGCAUGCAGGAGAACAGAGUCCAGAUAAAGAGAUAGGGGACGUCAGUUGAACGAGGACUGUGUGGUUUAGUCACAGAUUAGAGGUCGUGGCCCGAGAGGAAAAGUGAAGGAUGAAGAAGUUUUCCAGAAUGCAAAAGUCCGAGAGCGGAGGACUCGGAGGGCCGUCCGGUUCCAGCUCCAGCUCGGGGGUCAGCAGCUACUUCGGGAAAGUGUUCGCAGUGGGCCGGUAUCAGGUCACCGUGGAGGAGCUCGUCGCUGAAGGGGGCUUUUCUGUGGUGUUCCUGGCUCGGACGCAUAGCGGCGUCCGCUGCGCUCUUAAAAGAAUGUACGUGAACAACGUGCCGGACCUGAAUGUCUACAAGAGAGAGAUCACCAUCAUGAAAGAGCUGUCGGGCCACAAGAACAUUGUCCGUUACCUGGACUCGACAAUCAGCUCGGUUUCAGACAGUGUGUGGGAGGUCCUGAUUCUCAUGGAGUACUGCAAAGCGGGUCAGGUAGUGAAGCAGAUGAACCAGCGGUUAAAUGUGGGUUUCAGUGAAGCCGAGGUCCUCCACAUCUUCUGUGACACAUGUGAAGCUGUGGCUCGCCUUCAUCAAUGCAAGACCCCCAUCAUUCACAGGGACCUUAAGGUUGAAAACAUCCUUCUGAACGACCAGGGAAACUACGUCCUGUGUGACUUCGGCAGCUCCACUCAUAAGAUCCUGUUGCCUCUUAAAGACGGAGUGACGGCCGUGGAGGAUGAGAUAAAGAAGUACACAACCCUCUCAUAUCGGGCCCCGGAGAUGAUUAACUUGUACGCAGGAAAAGCCAUCACCACUAAAGCUGAUAUCUGGGCACUCGGAUGCUUGUUGUACAAGCUGUGUUUCUUCACACUUCCAUUUGGGGAGAGUCAGGUGGCCAUAUGUGACGGAUCCUUUAUCGUCCCGGAUAACUCAAAGUUCUCCACCAAGUUGCACUGCUUGAUCAGAUAUAUGCUUGAGCCGGACCAGGAGAAAAGACCAGACAUCUACCAAGUGUCCUACUUUGCCUUUAAAUUAGCUGGAAGAGACUGCCCAGUCCCAAACCUCUCAAACUCUCCCAUCCCAACAUCUCUUCCUGAGCCUCUAACAGCCAGUGAGGUGGCUGCUAAGAAGAGUAUGACUAAAGCCAGGAUAACCGACUCCGUGGGUCCAACAGAAACAUCCAUAGCUCCCAGGCAGAGGCCGAAGGCUGCAAACAGCAACGUCCUGCCUCUCCCCAACACAGUCACUCCUGUCAAAAUGACCGUGCCUUCAGCACCCGUCAGCAACGGCCAGAAAGCUCCCACUCCUGGAUCGGGGCAGCCGACUGUGCAGACGGCGCCCAGCAGCCAGCAGCACCGCGUCCUGCAGCAGCUGCAGCCUGGGGACCUGCGUCUGCAGCAGCUUCAACAACAACAAGCAGUGCAGCAGCAACAUGCUAAUGCUCAGCAUCUGCAAUACUUGCAGUACCAACAGGCAGUGCAGCAGUCCCUGCAGCUUCAGCACCAGCAGGCUCUGCUCCAGCAGCAGCAGCAGCAGAUGAUGAUGCAGCCCAUGUAUCAGCAGCAAGUCGCUCAGGCCCAAUAUGCUGCCUUGCUGCACCAGUACCAACAGGCUUUUGUCCAGCAGCAGCAGCACCACCAUCAUCAUCAUCAGCAGCAGCAGCUUCCCGCUCAGCAGCCUCUUCCCUAUAUGUCUUCCCCUCUUGAGUUCCAGAUCCCUCUGGCUUCUCUAAACGCCACCACGCCCACUGCUGGAUCCGGAGCUGCACUUGGACCUGGAUCUGGACCAUCCCCUGUUGAAACCUCAUACACUAACCCCAGUAGAAACGCCCUGCUGGCCACAGAUGGUAUCACCCCAACCUCUCAGAGCAGCAGCGCCGUCAGUCACCCCCCCGACAUGUCGGGCUGGAACCCUUUUGGAGAGGACAACUUCUCCAAACUAACGGAGGAGGAGCUGAUCGACAGAGAGUUCGACCUGCUCAGAGCAAAGAAGCCAGAGGAGAGGACAGCCGGCGUGGAAACGGAGCCAUCGCCAUCUACAGCUCUUCCACCGGAGGAUCUGUUCGGCUCAGUCCCAUUCGUGGCCAACGCAGGACCUGCAGUGAUGAGCAGUGAGCAGCCUGUGGAGGUCGUCUCCAACAUCCCAGCUCCCAUCAAGGACCCGCACUCAGUCAAGGAGUCCAAACCAGGAAAGAAGAACAGCUGUAAACCUGCAGAUGAGUCCGACAGCGACUUCGAGUCUGACCCGCCUUCGCCUAAGAGCAGUGAGGAUGAAGAGCAGGAGGAAGAGGAGGCCUUGAACAGUGAACACGGUGAAGACACAGAGCCAGAGAACCUUGGACAGAGGCCUCUGCUGAUGGACUCUGAGGAAGAGGAGGACGAGGACAAACACAGCUCAGAUUCAGACUGUGAUGCCAACAAGGUUAAAAUCCGCUCAAAGAAACCUGCAGCCGCUAAAGUAGCCGAUCCCAGUGCUUCCAGGAGUCCACUAGGGGGGUCUAGGACCAGUCUGGUCACCCCUCCAGUGUCGCCCAGUGGAGCCAGAAACACUGACGUUUUUGGUGCCAUCCCUUUUGUCAGAGGAGCUUCACCAGCGAGCCCCUCAGAGAUCACUGAUAUCUUCACUAAAGCACCUUUCAGGCAGGUCAGUCAGGAAGACCCGGCCGCCGACGAUUUUGAUGUUUUUACCAAAGCCCCGUUCAGUCGGAAUGUUUCCAAGUCGGGAAGGAGCGGCAGCGAUGUCACCAUGGGACAAACGCCGCCGGUAUCUCCCGAAGGUACCGACGUCUUCGGCUUCUCGCCUUUUCAGCCGGGCCCCUCAGAGCCUCCUCCCACCACCUCCAGGAGCGCAGAGGACAUCUUCGAGUUGCCAUUUGAGGAUUCGGCAAACCUGCAGAGGCAGAAGCAACGCAGUCUGCAGAAGCUGUCAUCACGCCAGAGAAAAACCAAGCAGGAGGCGACGGCGGGGGGUGGCAACGGCAAGCGGCAUCACAGCACCCCGACCGGAGGACGGAAGGGCAACAAGCCGACCUACCGCACCCCAGAGAGGGUCCGCAGGCACAAGAAGGUGGGCCGCAGAGAUUCUCAGAGCAGCAACGAGUUCCUGAGUACCUCCGACUCCAAGGAGAACAUCAGCGUGGACAUCAGCAUGGCUGAAGGGAAAGACAAAGCAGCGCCUCUGCCGGUGGACGAUGCUCUGUUGGACCUCUUUGGGGCCAAACCGUUCCACCCUCCAGACAGCAGCCGCCUCGGCCAGUACCCCCAGCUCAGCGACGCCAGGGGUGACAUGAGCACCGCUAACGGGAAGUCAUGGAGUGGCGGCGAAAGCAGGAGCAUGGAUGAUUUCGGGGCGGUGCCCUUCACAGAACUGGUGAUUCACAGUGGACCGCAGCAGCCCGCGGCGCCUUCGCAGCCGCUGGACCUCGACCCUUUUGGGGCGGCGCCGUUUCCCUCCAAGCAGUAGCUAAUGCGUCUUCCCGCUCUGCCAGUAGCAGUUAACCCUGAGCCCUUUUGGUUUGGGAUCAUUUUUAACCACUUUUUCUAAUAAGAAAGCCUGAAUCCUGUGGAGUGUUUCUGCCUUUAUGCUGCAUCUUAACGCUUUUAGGACUUUUUGAAGAGAGAAAUCGUACUGUGAUCAUAACGCCUAUACUUGACUGCUAAAAGCUCUUUUUAAUCUGCCUUCUGAUAGAUUUAAGCACCAGGAAGCCUUACCUUAGCACCUCGGAGAACAACAGUUCUGCCGCAUGGUUUGAAAGCAGCUUUUAACCACUUUGUCUCGUCCUCUGUGGGUUUUUAUCUAUGCAUCCUUUCCCUGCAGCCAAACGUGGGCGUGGCCAAGCUACAUUUCACUAGAAGGGAAUUCGUUUUUAUCUUAAAACAUUUGAAGCUUUUGUUUGAUGCCAUUAAUUUUUAGGCUAACUGUAGCAGAAAAACUUCUGCUGA